UUUUUUUUUUUUUUUGCACUUGGUUGCAGGGACCUCUUCAAACAGGAACUUUGUCCUUCCAGAGCGUGUUUCACGAAAGCAGCGACACAUUAUGUAACCCUGUGGUCGGACAUGCAUUACAAAACCCCGACGAAUUAUAUAAUCAAGGUGUUACCGCGGGAUUGGAUGGAAAAGGGAAUCGCACACUUGGUGCUAGCUGAUUAUAUAUAUAACAGCCAGAAAACAACAACAAAAGGUGUGCAAACCAGAAAAGAAAAAAAAGGGGGGAAAUUUUACCACUUGUUCCAUAGACACUUCUUCCUUCUUCUUCUUCUUCUUCCUACUACCGCUGCUUACACACAUACACACACACACGAUACACAACAACAACACGCACAACACACACCAUAUCAGCCAUGUCCUCCUCGUUUGACUUUAACAACCAUUCCCACCGUCGUUACAACCCUCUGACCCGCUCCUGGGUUUUGUGCUCCCCUCACCGCACACAGCGCCCGUGGCAAGGCCACCGUGAAAGCGCCCAGAUCGAAAAACGUCCGGAAUACGACCCCUCCUGCUACCUGUGUCCUGGCAACGAACGAGCCAACGGCGAACACAACCCGACGUACACUUCCACCCAUUCCUUCCCCAACGACUUUGCCGCCGUCAAGUCUGAUCAGCCCGCGCUGCCUGACACCCAGGACGACCUGCUCAGAGCCGAAGGCGUCCGCGGCGAAUGCCAUGUCAUUUGCUUCUCCCCGCGCCACGAUCUGACCAUGGCCGAAAUGUCCGUUUCGGAAAUCGCCCUGAUUGUCGACAAAUGGACGAAGAGCUAUAGCGAGUUGGCCCAGAAAGACUAUAUCAAGCACGUUCAGAUCUUUGAAAACAAGGGCGCCGCAAUGGGUUGCUCGAACCCCCACCCGCACGGUCAACUCUGGGCGACGGAACAGAUCCCCGAAGAACCCCAGGUCGAGUUGGAGUCGUUGGCCUUGUACAAGCAACAACACAAAGACGAAAGCGACGAGUGCUCGUGCUUAUUGUGCAACUAUGUCAAACGCGAAACCGAGGCCAAGGAACGCAUCGUGAUUGAAAACGAAUCGUUUGUCUGCAUCGUCCCCUUCUGGGCCCUCUGGCCUUUCGAAACCCUCGUCUUGCCAAAGGACCAUGUCUCCAGCUUGCCCAAGAUGUCCGCUCAGCAAAAGCUCGACUUGGCCGACAUGUUGCGUCGCGUGACCUGCCGUUAUGACAACCUGUUCGAGUGUGCAUUCCCUUACUCGAUGGGCAUCCACCAAGCCCCCGUCCAAGGCGACUACGACUAUGCUCAUCUGCACUUGCAUUUCUAUCCUCCUCUGCUCCGAAGCGCUACUGUUCGCAAGUUCUUGGUUGGCUUUGAAAUGCUAGGUGAGCCUCAGCGGGACCUUACACCUGAACAAGCUGCAGCCCGAUUGCGCGCAUGCUCUGAAGUUCACUAUAAGCAUCGGCAAGUCAAUGGAUACACUGCUUAAACCACUACCACUACCCAACUAUUAGAUUUAAAAGCUGUUUUCUGUCUGUUGUUUCUGUUGUUUGGAAGGAAAAAAGACCUUCGCUUAGAGAACACAUGCACACACACACACACACUGUAUAUAAUAACACAAGUUGUAUAUAAAUAUAUUAUAUAGACUCUUCUGGAAGUGGCGACAAAAGAUGUCGUCCUUUCUUAGACUAUUGCUUUUUUCC
Zychaea mexicana is the source of this 1695-nucleotide messenger RNA. Its product is annotated as galactose-1-phosphate uridylyltransferase. Gene Ontology annotation, biological process: beta-D-galactose catabolic process via UDP-galactose, Leloir pathway. The coding region runs from base 396 to 1481 and encodes 361 amino acids. Lineage: Eukaryota; Fungi; Mucoromycota; Mucoromycetes; Mucorales; Lichtheimiaceae. The transcript has 2 exons. Gene Ontology annotation, molecular function: UDP-glucose:hexose-1-phosphate uridylyltransferase activity; zinc ion binding. The record is from RefSeq and is a predicted model, not a curated record. Gene Ontology annotation, cellular component: cytoplasm.